Molecule: messenger RNA, 10234 nt
Organism: Colius striatus (speckled mousebird)
Lineage: Eukaryota; Metazoa; Chordata; Aves; Coliiformes; Coliidae
Gene: ATM
Product: ATM serine/threonine kinase
Exons: 64
Coding region: 169-9606 (3145 amino acids)
Biological process (GO): DNA repair
Molecular function (GO): protein binding; protein serine/threonine kinase activity
Source: RefSeq, a predicted model, not a curated record
CCAGGGCCGCCCGCAGCUGCGUCCGUGCGUGCUGCUCCGCGCUGCGGGACGGGGGCUGGCGCGCUGCUCCCACGGGUGGCCGUUCCUUCUCCCUAGCCGGCCCUUCUCCUCAGCCGCCUCCCGCCGCGCCGCUCGAAGAUAUAAAUGACUUUUCUGUUAGUCUGAAUCAUGAAUCUUGCAUUACAUGAGCUGUUCAUUUGUUGUCGUCGCCUUGAAAAUGAGAAAGCCGUGGAGCGCAGGAAGGAAAUAGAAAAUUUCAAGCGACUUCUCCGUGAUUCUGAAACAGUUCUCCAGCUGGACAGGAGUUCUGAUGCUAAACAAGGAAAGCAGCUCAACUGGGAUGCUGUAUUUAGUGUCUUGCAGAAAUAUUUUCAGAAAGAAAUUAAGAACCUUCAGCUGGCAAAGCCAAAUGCAUCUGCUUCAACCCAAACUGCCAGACAGAAAAAGAUUCAAGAAUUGGGCAGUUUGGUCAAAUACUUCAUCAGAUGUGCUAAUAAAAGAGGACCCAGACUGAAAUGUCAGGAACUUCUGAUUUACGUCAUAGAAAUCAUAAGAGAUCCAACAAGUUGUGCUGCUUAUGGAUCUGACUGUAGUAGUAUACUCCUAAAAGAUAUCCUCUCAGUAAGGAAAUACUGGUGUGAGAUAUCCCAGCAGCAGUGGUCAGAGUUGCUGGUCCUGUAUGGCCAAUUAUACUUCAGACCUUCUGGGAAGAUUAAUAGAGUCUUGGUGGCUCGGAUAAUUCACACACUAACAAGGGGUUACUGCUUCCAGACUGAUGAGUUGAGUUCAGACAUGUUUAUCUUCUUUUCAAAAGCAAUACAGGCUGCAAGGCAGGAGAGGAAUAUUGCAGACCUGGAUCAUAUCAUUGGAGCAAUUAAUGUCUUCUGCAAUAAAUUUGCUGUGAACUGUCGCAUAAGGAUUUGUAAAGUAGGGGAAGAAAUUUUGCCUACAGUGCUUUAUAUAUGGACUCAGUAUAGACCAAAGGAUUCCCUGAAGGAAUCAAUAAUUGAGUUAUUUCGUCUUCAAGUUCAUAUUCAUCAUCCAAAGGGUGCAAAAACUCAGGAAAAAGGUGCAUAUGACUCAGCUAAAUGGCGAAGUAUCUUACAUAACCUCUAUGAUCUGCUCGUGAAUGAAAUAAACCUCAUCAGCAGUAGAGGAAAAUAUUCUUCAGGCUCACGUAACAUUGCUGUAAAGGAAAAUUUGAUUGAGUUAUUGGCUGAUAUUUGUCAUCAGGUUUUUGCAGAAGAUACCAGAGUUCUGGAAAUUACUCAGUCAUAUGCCAUUUCACAAAGAGAGCCCAGUGAUGAAGCAGUACCAGGCAAGCGCAAGAGGAUUGAACUGGGCUGGGAGUUAAUUCGAGACAACCUGCAAAGAUCACAGAAGGAUUUUGAUGUCAUACCUUGGUUACAGAUUGCAGCUCAGUUAAUAUCAAAGUAUCCCAUGAGUCUGCCUAACAAUGAGCUCCCUCCCUUACUAAAUGUACUUCACCAGUUACUGCCUCAGCAGCGACGAGGAGAGAGGACCCCAUAUGUGCUGAAGUGUCUUAAAGAGGUAGCUUUGUGUCAAAACCAGAAGACUGACUUGAAAAGCACCCACAAGUUGGAGCUCCAGAGAAUCUGGGCAAAGAUUUGGUCUCUAACCAUUCGUAGCGUAAGUUUCCAGCAAAUUGAAGUGGAAAACUUUGGGCUACUUGGAGCUAUGAUUCAAGGAAACCUGGUUGUAACAGAUAAAGAACUCUGGAAGAUAUUUUCAGGAUCUGCAUGCAAGCCUUCAAGUUCUGCUGUAUGUUGUUUAUCAUCAGUGAUGUCUGCCUAUUCAGUGCCAGAUAAUUUGGACAUAGGAGCGGAACUGAGUAAUUCUGAAAGAAAUCUGGAUUCUGUGUUAAAGGAGGCAAUCAUGAAAUGGCUACUGUCCUACUAUUUGGGGGAAGAAAUGGAAGAAUGUGCAGAGUUGCCUACGGUGCUCUGCAGCGAUUUUCCUCAUCUUAUACUACCAAAAAUUCUUGUGAGCCUUACAAUGAAGAACUGCAGAGCUGCAAUGAUUUUUUUUGAAAAUGAUGCUAAAUGUGUGCAACACUUGCAAAGGAAAGAAGAAAACAGUUUUUCUGAUGUUGAAGAGCUUUAUCUGCAGACAACAUUUGAUGAAGUGGACAUUUUCACUAACUUUGCAGUAAAUGUUGCAGAUAAAAAUAUGACUGGUUCGAGACUUACCAUCAGCCAAAAUCUCAAGGAAACACUGGAGCAUUGUCUUUUGGCAAUUUCAGAAAAGCUUUUAAGCAGCUAUGCUCCUAAGUUUAAGGUUGUUACUGCAGAGCAUCUUGUCCGAUGUGUCAGUCUCUUGGUGGGUGUUCUUGGUUGCUAUUGCUACACUGGGAUAUUUAAAGAGGAGGAUGCCUGUAAGUCUGACUUGUUCCAGAACGCGAAGGUCGUUGAUGAAGAUGUUGAACAAGACUGGCCCCAGAACCGAUCCCUGUGUAACUCCACUGGCCACUGGCCUCCAACUCGAUCCUGUGCCAUUGAUCACCACCCUCUGGGCUCUGUCAUUCAGCCAUCUCUCCAUCCACCUCACUGUCCACUCAUCCAAGCCACACUGCUUGAGCUUUCUGAUGAGGAUGUUGUGGGAGACAGUGUCAAAAGCCUUGCUGAAGUCAAGUCACUCAUUCAUUAUGCUGGCGAGAGCAUUUCUCAAUCUAAAACCAAACUUAAUGAAGACACCCAGAUCAACUCACUGCGGACUUUGAUGAUGCAGUGUACAAAGUGUUUGUGCAGUUGUACCAAGAACAGUGCUAAUAAAAUGAUGUCUAAUAUAUUCCUGCAUUUGUUAACAUCAAAAUUUAUGAAUGAUCUUGUAGAUAUUUGCAAAAAUCUGAUGGCAUUCACUGGAAAACCAAGUGAACUGGGAGAAGUGGAUCUAAUGGGGAAUGAUCCUGGAGACAGUAUAAUGGAAGUAGAUAACCAAGUAGCUGAUGAUCUAUUUGAUGAUCAUUCAGUGGCUGACAUCAGUGAUACAAAUGAAUCUGGUGAGAUGCAAACUGUAACAGGUGCUUUGAGCCCGUUAGCUGAAGAACAGUUGGCAAAGCAAGAUUUACUUCUUCUUGAAAUUCUGAGGUUCCUAUGUAUUUGUGUAACUGCAGCCCAAACUCAGACAGUGAGCUUCCGGGCCUCUGAUGUACGGAGGAAGCUAUUAAUGCUUACUGAUGGCAGUGUGUUUGAUAGUGCUAAGCCAUUGCACCUGCACAUGUACUUGGUUCUUUUGAAGGAGCUCCCUGCCGAAGAACACCCCUUGCCUGAAGAGGAUGUUGUUACUCUUCUUAGUCCUCUUCCUGCUGUGUGUUCUUUGUACCGUCGAGAUCAAGAAGUUUGUAAAGUAAUUCUAAAUAAUUUACUUCCUAUAACAGUAGGCUUGGCCCAGUGCAACACACAUACUGAAGAGGCAGGGCUUGCCCAAGGACAGUUUUUGAAAGUUGUUGGAGCCUUUUGGCAUUUAGCUCGAGGAGGGAAAUGCACAGCACCAGUUAGGGUGGCCCUUUUAAACUGCAUGAAAGCCCUGCUUGAGGCUGAUCCUUAUUGCCAGUGGGCCAUCCUGGAAGUGAUAAAUGAAAGUCUUCCUGUGAGUGAUGCUUUCCCACAUUUUCUCGCAGAUAGUCACCAUCAAGUUCGCAUUCUUGCUGCAAGGUCUAUUAUCAGUUUGUUUCAAGAUGUGAAACAGAGAGAUUCUUCUGGAAUGUCAAAACCUCUUCCCUUGAAGCUCCAGCAAAAGGCUUUUGAGAAUGCAUAUCUCAGAGCUCAGGAAGGAAUGAGAAAUCUGAAUCUCAGGGGUGAUGCAAGUCCUGAAGAUCUUUUGGACAAACAGUGUAAUGGAAAAGCAGUUUUGCUGAUGCUUAUAACCAUGGUUCUGUGCUGCAGUCCGGUCUGUGAAAAGCAGGCUUUGUUUGCCAUUUGCCAGUCUGUUAAAGAGAAUGGAUUAGAACCUCACCUUGUGAAAAAGGUUUUGAAAAAAGUAUCUGACUUUUUUGGCUAUAAAAGUAUAGAAGACUUCAUGACAUCACAUUUAGACUAUUUGGUGAUGGAGUGGCUGAAAAUAAAUGACAGUGGAUAUAGCCUGUCUGCUUUUCCUUAUGUUCUUCUGAACUGUACGAGCCUUGAGGAAUUCUACAGGUCUUAUUAUAAAGUUUUGGUUCCACACUUGGUGAUUAGAAGUCAAUUUGAAGAUGUGAAAUCACUUGCUGAAAAGAUUGAAAAAGAUUGGAGGCAGGUUCUAGCAGACUGUUUUCCAAAGAUACUUGUGAAUAUCCUCCCAUAUUUUGCCUAUCAAAGUCAUGGAAAGCGUGAAGUAGCAGAGCAGAGAGACACAGCUUCUCAAGUCUACGACAUGCUUAAAGAUGAAAAUUGCUUAGGAAAGCAGCAAAUUGACAAUUUAUCUCAUAAUAACUUACCAGAGAUUGUGGUUGAACUGUUGAUGACCUUCCAUGAACCACCUGAUUCCACGGUAGAAGAAGGAGCUCGUCUAAGUAAAUAUAUAAGGGAACUGGAUCCUGCUCCUAAUCCUCCUCAUUUUCCAUCUUACGUGAUUAAGGGAACCUUGGACUAUAUUAGCAACUGUCAUAAAAGCAAAUUAAAAAGUCUUAUAGCAGUUCUUUCUAAAAGCCCUGAUUCGUUCCAGAAAAUCCUGCUAGCCCUAUGUAAGCAUGCAUCAGAUACAAACAACAUUUACAAGAAACACAGAUUUCUUAUCAUUUAUCACUUGUUUGUUAAUCUGUUACUUAAAGAGAUAAAAGAUGGUUUAGGGGGAGCAUGGGCUUUUGUCCUUCGAGAUGUAAUUUACACCCUGAUUCACCACAUCAAUAGCAGGCCUGUUAUUAUCAGAGAAAUAUCCAUGCGCAGCUUUUCACUCUGUUGUGAUCUUCUUCAUCAUGUUUGCCACACAGCAGUUACGUGUUGCAGUGAUGCUCUAGAGAGCCACCUUCAUGUUAUUGUAGGAACCCUAAUACCUCUCGCUGUGGACCAGCCUGAGAUUCAGGAACAGAUCCUAGGUUUGUUGAAGUACCUGGUGAUAGAUAAUAAGGAUAAUGAAAAUCUGUACCAAGCAAUUAAAUGCUUAGAUCCUUUCCCUGAAUACCCAGCUUUUAAAGAUCUGCGAGCAGCCCAACAGAAAAUAAAAUACAGCAAAGGACCAUAUUCUCUGUUGGAGGAAAUCAAUCACUUUCUCUCGGUUGGUAUUUGUGAUUCACUGCCCUUAACACGGCUGGAAGGACUGUAUGAGUUACGCAAACAAUUGGAACAAUAUAAAGAUCAGAUGAAGGAUCUCCUGAAAAAUUUCCAGGAAAAGCCAGAAGAUUCUGUAGUAGUGAAAUUGGUGGUGAACUUACUGCAGCUGGCCAAGAUGGCAGUUAACCAUACAGGCGAAAAAGCUGUACUGGAGGCCGUUGGGAGUUGCUUGGGAGAAAUAGGUCCCAUGGAUUUCUCCACCAUAGCUCUUCAGCGUGCUGAAAAUGCACUGGAAUCUAAAGCAGCAGACUUCCUUGAAGAUAGAAAACUUCAGUGGGUCUUCAUAAUGUUAACUCAAAUAAAUAUUGCUUUAACAGAUAAUUGUAUUGAUGUUAGAGCUGCUGCUGUUUCCUGUUUGAAGAACAUAUUAGCCACCAAGUCUGGCAGUGAAUUUUGGGAAGUUUAUAAAAGUAAAGCUGAUCCCAUGUUAAUCUAUCUACAGCCUUUCAGAAUGUCGAGGAAAAAGUUUUUUGUAGUACCUGCUAAUGAUACCGAGGGUGCUUUAGAAACUCUGGAUGAUACAAACCUAUGGAUUCCUCUGAGAGAAAGUCAUGAGACCUGGAUCAAACGCCUAACUAGUUCAAUACUGGAUAGUGGGGGUGUACAAAAUGAAGUGCUCCAGUUAAUGAAGCCACUGUGUGAGGUGAAAACAGACUUGUGUCAAACUUUGCUCCCAUACCUGAUUCAUGAUAUCCUUCUUCAUGACUCAGAUGAAUCUCAGAGAAAUCUUUUAUCAGUUCAUAUCCAGAAGUUUUUUACUGCCUGUUGCAGAUUUGCCUCAUCUAGUAGAUCAUCUACUCCUCCAAAUUCUGAUUCAGAGCAAGAAACCCAUAAUUUUAGAAGCUUGGAUAAAGUCUCUCGACGAGCCAUGCUUGCUGUUGUUGAUUACUUAAGAAGACAAAAGAGAUCUGUUUCAGGUACAGUUUUUGAUGACAGCUUCUGGCUAGAUCUGAAUUAUCUUGAGGUUGCUAUAGCAGCCCAGUCAUGUGCUGCUCACUUCACAGCCUUGCUCUACGCAGAAAUCUAUGCGGACAAGAUAAAUAAAGACAAACAGCAGGAAAGGUCAUCUUUUAAAGCAGCUAAGAGUUUGACAUUUGAAGAAGAAAGUCAAAAAACAACUAUUACUAUUUUGAAUGAAAAAAGUAAAGAAGAAACUGGCAUAAGUUUGCAGGACCUUCUGAUGGACAUAUACAGAAGUAUUGGAGAACCUGACAGUCUCUAUGGCUGCGGUGGAGGAAGAAUGCUACAGCCAUUAGCACGAAUAAGAACAUAUGAACAUGAAGCAGUGUGGGAGAAAGCCCUUGUAACAUAUGACCUUGAGGCAAGCCUCCCUCCAUCUACUCGCCAGGCAGGAAUAAUAGAGGCUUUGCAGAAUUUUGGGCUUUGCCACACUCUUUCCAUGUAUUUAAAAGGACUAGAACAUGAAAACACCGAGUGGUGUGCAGAGCUACAGGAAAUACGCUACCAGGCAGCGUGGAGGAAUAUGCAGUGGGGCCACAUCUCUGCCAUCAAAGACGAGACAGAAAGACCAGGCUACCAUGAAUCAUUGUUUGAUGCUCUUCAGUCUUUACGAGAUAAAGAAUUCUCCACUUUCUAUGACACACUUAAAAAUGCCAGAGUGAAUGAAGUAGAAGAGCUGUGCAAAGGCAGUCUUGAGUCUGUUUAUUCAUUAUAUCCAACUCUUUGCAGACUACAGCUAAUUGGAGAAUUGGAAAAUAUAGGUCUGCUGUUCUCCAGAUCUGUUACUACUCAACAACUGAAUGAUACUUACUUGAAAUGGCAGAGACAGUCCCAGCUGCUGAAGGACAGUGACUUCAGUUUCCAGGAACCUAUCAUGGCUCUGCGCACUGUGAUUUUGGAGAUCUUGCUUGAAAAGGAGAAUGAAAAUAACACAAGAGAAUGUAUAAAAGACAUUCUGACCAAACAUCUAGUGGAGCUCUCUAGAUUGGCAAGAACUGCUAAAAAUACACAGCUUCCAGAAAAAGCUAUGUUUCAGAUCAAACAAUACAAUACAACAGGAUAUGGAGUUUCUGAAUGGCAACUAGAAGAAGCUCAGGUUUUCUGGGCUAAAAAGGAAGAGAGUCUUGCACUGAAUAUUCUUAAAGGGAUGAUAAAAAAAUUAGAUGCAGAUUGGUUUCAGGUUGAGAAGGAUCCUCGUCUGAAACUGAUGUAUACAGAAUGUCUGAGGCUAUGUGGAACCUGGUUAGCAGAAACAUGCUUGGAAAACCCUACAGACAUCAUGCAGAAAUACUUAGAAAAGGCUGUGGAAAUUGCCGCAAGCCACAGUGGGGACAGCAGUGAUGAAUUGAAGAAAGGAAAGAUGAAGGCUUUCCUGUCUUUGGCUCGUUUCUCGGAUAAUCAGUACCAGCGAAUUGAGAACUACAUGAAAUCCUCAGAGUUUGAAAAUAAGCAGGCAUUACUGAGGAAGGCCAAGGAGGAGGUUGGCCUCCUCAGGGAGCGUAGAGUUCGGACAAAUAGAUACACAGUGAAGGUUCAGCGGGAACUAGAACUGGAUGAAUGUGCCAUACAUGCCCUAACGGAGGAUCGUAAACGUUUUUUGUGUAAAGCAGUGGAGAACUACAUCAGCUGUUUGCUAAGUGGGGAAGAACAUGAUAUGUGGAUCUUCCGACUCUGUUCCCUAUGGCUUGAAAAUUCGGGAGUUGAUAGAGUCAAUGAAAUGAUGAAGAAAAAUGCAGAGAAGAUCCCUUCGUACAAGUUUUUGCCUCUGAUGUACCAGCUGGCUGCUCGGAUGGGAACCAAGAUGAUGGGUGGUUUAGGAUUUCAUGGAGUUCUCAAUAAUCUAAUAUCUAGAAUUUCAUUGGACCAUCCACAUCAUACUUUGUUUAUAAUAUUAGCUUUGGCAAAUGCUAACAAAGAUGAACUCCUCAUGAAACCAGAUGCAAUGAGAAGAAAUAAGUUAAUAAAAAAUGCACCAAAGGAGAUCUCCCAGCUCGAUGUGGACAGAAUGGAGGCUGCUAGCAAUAUAAUCAAUAUUGUAAGAAGAAGGAGAGCUCAUAUGGUUAGAGACAUUGAAGCACUUUGUGAUGCUUACAUUAUUUUAGCAAAUGUAGAUGCUACUCCAUGGAAAUCUCAAAGAAAAGGAAUAAGUAUUCCGGAUGACCAGCCAAUUAUUAAACUGAAGGACUUGGAGGAUGUUGUUGUUCCUACCAUGGAACUUAAGGUGGAUCCCACAGGAGAAUAUGAAAAUUUGGUGACAAUAAAGUGUUUUAAGCCAGAAUUUCGCUUAGCAGGAGGCCUGAAUCUGCCUAAGAUAAUAGAUUGUGUAGGAUCAGAUGGUAAAGAAAGGAGGCAGCUGGUUAAGGGGCGUGAUGACCUGAGACAAGAUGCUGUCAUGCAGCAGGUUUUCCAGAUGUGCAAUACAUUGCUCCAGCAAGACACUGAAACACGGAAGAGGAAACUCACUAUCAGAACAUACAAGGUGGUUCCCCUCUCCCAGAGAAGUGGUGUUCUCGAGUGGUGCUCGGGAACAACUCCCAUUGGGGAGUUUCUUGUUAAUCCUGAAGAGGGAGCUCACAAGAGAUACAGGCCAAAAGAUUAUCCCAGCCUUCAGUGUCAGAAAAUUAUGAUGGAUGCACAAAAGAAACAUUCUGAAGAGAAGUACAGCAUCUUCAUGAAGGUCUGUGAGAAUUUUCAGCCUGUGUUCCGUUAUUUCUGUAUGGAAAAAUUCCUGGAUCCUGCUGUGUGGUUUGAGAAGCGGUUGGCCUACACUCGCAGUGUGGCAACAUCUUCCAUAGUUGGCUACAUUCUUGGACUUGGAGACAGACAUGUUCAGAAUAUCUUGAUAGAUGAACAAACAGCAGAACUGGUGCAUAUAGAUCUGGGGGUUGCUUUUGAGCAAGGUAAAAUCCUUCCCACACCAGAGACGGUUCCAUUUAGAUUAACCAGGGACAUUGUGGACGGGAUGGGUAUUACUGGCGUGGAAGGAGUCUUCAGAAGAUGCUGUGAGAAAACGAUGGUGGUUAUGAGGAACUCUCAAGAAGCUUUGCUGACUAUUGUGGAGGUGCUGCUCUAUGAUCCUCUUUUCGACUGGACUAUGAACCCCUUGAAAGCUUUGUACUUGCAGCAAAGACCAGAUGAGGCUGACAUGAGCUCCACACUCAGUGCUGACCCGCAAGAAUGUGCAAGAAAAGCCAGCAGUGAUGACCAGAGUUUCAACAAAGUGGCUGAGCGUGUUCUGAUGAGACUUCAGGAGAAGCUGAAAGGUGUUGAGGAGGGAACAGUGCUCAGUGUGGGAGGGCAGGUGAACCUCCUCAUACAGCAGGCCAUGGACCCUAAAAAUCUGAGCCGGCUCUUUCCUGGCUGGAAGCCCUGGGUGUGACUGGGAAGGAUUCCACACUGGGAACUUUUUUUUUAUGCAGGAAGUGUCUUAGCAUUUCACAUUAUCAUUUCACUAUUAAAGCUUGUAUUGGGAGCAAUCAUAAUGGUGGGUGGUUUGGGCUGUUUUUUUUUCAAUACCCUUUUACCAAGAAAACAUCUUUUGUCCACUCGUGUUCAUCAUACAGUGUAAACCACCAACCAGUGCUUUGAUUUUCCCUGUGACCUGUCAGGCCUUCGCUGAAGGCACAUGGGGUGCUUCAUUUCUUAAAGGCUAAAGUCAGAGCUUUCUGUAUAGUAAUUCUGUGUGAAAAUGUGCCCAUAUAGAGGGGAUGAUCUAAAAUCCAGGAGUCACAAAAUAUCUAGCUAAAGUGCAUUUCAAAAGAGGAGUUAAACUUUAAAGAUAAUGCUGCAGUGAUUAUAAAAGGAAGCCAGGGAACCAUAUGUUCAGUGAACUGUGGGUUCUUGGAGUAGUUAAAUGGACAUUUCUUUAUACAGACACACGGGGACUUUGAGUCAAGUAUGAUAUGGCUGCAUUUUUUUCCUGUUGUAAAUGAAAUUAUCUUGUUACUUUAUUUUUAUAAUAUGACUUUAAUAAUGUAAAACAAUAAAAAAUAUUUAGCUUUUGUGUA